CCUCUUGUUUUCUUUCAAUUUAAGCAAGUUGAACCUCUGACAUCGUCACCUCAAUUUCACUCUAAUCAGGGAUUCCGCAGAUCCAUUUAAUUUCAAAACUUUAGCCCAACCCAUUAGUUUUUCAAGGGUUAAAUGGGAUGUUCAGUACUGCUUCGGAUCCUCUUUUCUUCAGUUAAUCUCUGUUCUGCUUCCAUUGUUUGCGGAGGCGGCAGUGUUUACCAGGCCAACUGCAAACGCCUCUCCACCCAAAUCACCUCAAGCAAGAAGGGGUUUAAUUCUGGGUUCUACAAUGAGUGUCGGCCAGAGCCCCAAUCAGGUCAACGCAGUUGGACUCUGCAUAGCAGAAGUAAACCAGGGUGCUUGCAUAAGUUGUCCGAACAACACCAUCUCCCAACUCCAGGAGAACUGUAAUAAUAACACAGAGGCGGUUGGAUGGUCGGAUCUCUGUAUGGCGUGCUACUCAAGUCGAGAUAUUUUCGUGGCCGAGGAAACCCUGCCUGAUUAUUUUAUUCCAUCUUAUCAAUUUGUGUCCAACGUUAAUCAACUCAAUGUGACAUUGAAUUCCUUGCUGGAAGAUUUGACCAAUCGUGCCGCCGCCGGAAGCAGGCAUGCGGCGACGGAUCCGACCGACCUUAUCAAUAUCGACGCGUCUGUACAAUGCAGCCCUGAUCUGUGCCAGCAAGAAUGCAGAUUGCAGAAAUUGUCUGGAGACUGCCCGCGGAAAGAUUCAGCGAUACUGCUAUGCGAGGAUAGGAUGUAGAAUUCUACAACCCAGCUGUAUAUUGAAAUAUGAGGCCGAGGAUGGUUUAUCUCGGCCACCACGGCCACCGUCUUCACCUCCUCGUCCAACACAAGGUAGGGUGUACGCUCGCUAUUCCAACUUUA
Molecule: messenger RNA, 885 nt
Organism: Rubroshorea leprosula
Lineage: Eukaryota; Viridiplantae; Streptophyta; Magnoliopsida; Malvales; Dipterocarpaceae
Source: the annotation of a GenBank genome assembly